Molecule: messenger RNA, 1116 nt
Organism: Drechmeria coniospora
Lineage: Eukaryota; Fungi; Ascomycota; Sordariomycetes; Hypocreales; Ophiocordycipitaceae
Exons: 2
Coding region: 1-1116 (371 amino acids)
Biological process (GO): peptidyl-lysine monomethylation
Molecular function (GO): protein binding; protein-lysine N-methyltransferase activity
Source: RefSeq, a predicted model, not a curated record
AUGAGCGCGACCGCCAUCGACACCCUGCUUCGGCGGGCUUACGAUGAGGGGAUCAACCUCGUCGGCGUCAAACCCGCGGUCCUCCCUGGCCGUGGCAUCGGUCUCGUGGCUACCCGUGUCCUCGAUAAGGGGGACGAAAUCAUGACCAUUCCUCUCCGCUCUGUCCGCAGUCUGGAUACAACCCCAGAGGAAAUAUCCCGCAGCCUUUCUCAAGAUAUGACCAUCCACGGCCGCCUCGCCUCCGAGCUUGCUCUCCACCCCCAGAGUGUGGCAGAAUGGUUGAGUGUGGUGCCGCGGUGGAAGGAUUUCGAAGAGUGUAUGCCCAUCCUGUGGCCGGAAUCUCUUCAGAAGUUACUGCCACCAGAGGCCAUGUCCGUUUUGGCCAAGCAGAAGAAGAACUUUGACAUCGAUUGGAACAUGUUCAGGGCGGUAUUUACCAAAGUACAACGACGAGAUUACCUGUACGCCUGGCUUCUUGUCAACACAAGGACCUUUUAUUUCGAAACCGCCUCGAUGCUCGCCUUUCCAUGGCACGACCGAUUGGCACUGCUUCCCGUCGCCGACUUAUUCAACCACGCAGAUGCCGGCUGCUCCGUGUCCUUCUCGCCCGAAGGCUACACCAUCACGGCAGAUGGUCCGUAUCGUGCAGGAGAGGAGAUUUGCAUUUCGUACGGGCAGCAUUCGAACGACUACCUGCUGGCCGAGUACGGCUUUCUGUUGCAGGAGAACCGGUGGGAUGCGAUAUGCCUCGACCAAGUCCUUCUCCCGAGGCUCAGCGGAGAAGAGCGGUCGGAACUGGAGAGAAACGGGCAUCUGGGAGGUUUCAUGCUUCAUGCCAAGUCGAAAAAAGUCGAUAGUGUUUGGAUCGCGCUGCGGCUGCACUGCUGCGUCGACGCCCAGUGGCAGAACUACAGAGACGGGGAGGAGGACGCCGAAGGCACUCUCGCGAAGGCGGCUGCGUUGCUGGCCGACCUGCUCGAGGAAUACUUGGGCCGCGUUAAAGAGGUUCUAGCGGUCGUUCGUACUUUGCAGCAUGGCAAGGCAUGCCAAAAAGACCUACUUGUACGUCGGUGGGAGCAGGUAGAGGUCCUUGUGGGCCAGGCGGCUGUGACGUAG